Kwoniella mangroviensis CBS 8507 is the source of this 1122-nucleotide messenger RNA. RefSeq lists its product as uncharacterized. The transcript is spliced from 5 exons. NCBI's taxonomy places the organism in Eukaryota, Fungi, Basidiomycota, Tremellomycetes, Tremellales, Cryptococcaceae. The record is from RefSeq and is a predicted model, not a curated record. Gene Ontology annotation, cellular component: SNARE complex; endoplasmic reticulum. Gene Ontology annotation, molecular function: SNAP receptor activity. Bases 1 to 1122 code for a protein of 373 amino acids. Gene Ontology annotation, biological process: retrograde vesicle-mediated transport, Golgi to endoplasmic reticulum.
AUGUCAUCCUCCACAUUCAACUCCAUACUCUCAUCCCUUCCACGUCGUCUAACAGACCUCGAAACCUUCCAACUUCCAAGGUUGGUAUCGUGUAGAGGGCCAUUGGACCUGCACAAGGAGCUUGUAGAUGAGAUGCGAGGUGACUUGGAAGGGGUCAAAUACAACCUAGAUUUGGCCAAAGAGAUAUCAUAUUCCCUACCGCACAACGAACAAGAAGAUGCUCAGAGUAGAGUACAUGAAUUAGAACAGCAAUAUCUAUCUAUCAAGCGAUCCUUCCGUCAGGGAAUGUUAGAUUCCAAACGGAAUAUCUUAUCUAAACGAUCCAGAGUACACGAGCUAUCAGAGAAGAGUAAUAGGAGGUAUGAAUUGGAUGAAAGUAGGAUAGGAGAUGAGGAUAUACCAAAAGGUAAAGGGAAAGCUAGGAGUGCAGCUGAAUUUGGAAUGGACAGAGACGACGAACUUCAGACAAAGACCAACGAGGUGACUGUAGCAUUAAGACGAACGACGGAAUUGAUGCAAACCGAAUUGGAGAAAUCGGUAUUAUCAAUCCAGACAUUAGAAUCAUCCACUCAAACCCUUCUUUCCACUUCAUCCCUAUACGAUCGGUACACCUCCCUCCUCGACCUCUCAGGCCAAUUGGUAAAAGCAAUCGAAAAAGCAGAUUUCCUCGAUCGAAUUAUCAUCUUCUCCGCUCUAGGGUUCUUCUUCCUGGUCGUUGGAUUUAUACUCAAACGACGUAUAUUGGAUAAGACUGUUGGUGUGGUCGUGGGAGGUGUAGGAAGGGGUGUGGGGUGGUAUCUAUUUGGAACGGGACGAUUGAUCAAAUAUGCUUUCAAAGGUAGACAGAACGGCAGUGGUUUGGUGGAUAUCGAAAAGGGUCUAGGAUCAGAAGAGGUCAAUCAGUUGUUGGAGAAGGGAAAUGUGAUCAAUCAAGAUUCAGCUAUAGGUGGACAAUCGCUCGAGCAUGAUAUGGAAUUGGCUGAUCCUCCUAUGGAAGGGGCAAUACCAAGCCAGGUAUAUGAUGCUAGUAAACCGCCUAGUGGGAAGUAUGGUAAAAUAGAGGUCAUACACAAUGAUGAGAAUGGUAGAAUUCAACCAAGUUGGGUGAAAGAUGAGUUGUGA